AUGCAUAAUCUCGCAAACACAUAUGCAUUCAUAUGAUAUAACUGAACAACAAGUGAUCUUGUCACCUAAUUCAAGUAUACUGAACAUUUGACGGGGAAUUUAAGCUGAAUUCUUCUCUUACUUCCUCCACUUUCUACUUUCUCAUCUUAUCGUUAACUUUGUUGCAAUCAAAUUAUUAAGUUGUAAAUUUAUUUCGGCGCAUUAAAUGAACGUAUAGAAAGUUCACUCGUAAACAAACGUCAAAAAAGGAAUAGAAAGAAAAGGAAUCAAGAAAUUACAUAAUUUGAAGAAAAGGUAAAACCACCAAUACUUGCCUGAAAAUAUCUUCCUUCUUUAAUAUUUCAUCAGUAUUCUUAAAACAAAAGACGUCAAAGUGAAAAUCACUUCGUCCACUAAUCGAAUGGUUGGAAUCUAUUCUGAGUGAUCAAAACAAAAAUCGGCUUAUCAGUAUACUUAUUAACUAAGUUGAAAAGUUGAAUGAAUUUCUUUUCCACUGUGAAAUGCUAAAUACUUUGGAACAUUCUGCAAGAGAAACCCUGAAAAUAUCUUCUCAGUUGUCCAAUAUACAAAUAUAAAUACUGAAGAAAAGUGAAGCCACUGCGCACUACACUGCAUACUCCUCUGCAUGAUACUACUUCACGUUUCAUUACGAACCAAAAGCAGAACAUCAGAACGGUGAUUUCCUUAUUUUGAAGCAUCAAGACUGAAAGAAUAACGGACUACAAUGAACUAUCAAGGAUACCAUGAAAACAAAAUGAAGUCCAGUCAAUAUACACAAAGAAUCGAACAAUACCCAAACCCGUAUGAAAACCAUUGUGGUUACUCUGAAGUAUACUAUGAUACUGAAAAACAUCAGCAUAUACUUCCUUCUCAGUACCAACCACCUGCAGUGACUCACUAUCCGCAUUCCCUGAAACUGAAACGCAGUUGUCACAAUACAAAGUGUCGUUACUGUUUUCCAGAUACCUGUAACAAUGUGUUAACUCAAUUCGAUCUAGAGAGUAAAUCAUCGUCAAGUGAAUCAGCCUCUCAGAUAGUAACUAGAAACUCUGUGAAUAAUCACAACAGUUAUAAGAAAUUCCUUGAGCAAAAAAGUAGACCAACUUGUGUCAUACAAGAAGAGAUUGAAUGCGAUGAAACUCAAAUGGAUGAAGAAAAAGGACGACGAAUAGUGGGCCAGUAUACAGAGGAAAUGAUCCCUGUAUAUAGAGAAAUUAGAGUUAAUACACCCGUAGUGCAGCAUAUUACACCGUCUAACAUCAUCGAUAAUAACCUACCUGUUAUGCAUAAUAACACUUAUCAUACAGAAGAUCGUAGAGAUGUGUACUGGUCAAAUAAACAAGUCCCACUUAGUGUUUGCACUAAUGGCAAUAGUAGUAUCGGUAGUAGUAAUUAUAAUAAUGGCCCCACUGUGGUUAAAAACAGGCAAAGAGAUUCAUUCAAUCAAAGCAAUUGUGAGUUUUGCUGUUUACAAAAUAUCUUUUAGAUAUUCUUUUUUAAAAUCUCUUCUAAACUUAAAUGGAGAUUUUUAUGGAGAUAACGAAUAGUAGCCACAACCAACAACUAACCAAAUGAUGUAUUUAUAAGGUGUAUCUAUAUGAAAACGAAAUAUCACGAUGACUUUUAGAUGGAUCAAAUCUGUUGUAAAUGUUGUAAUAAUGUUCUUGAGUGUAUCAGUGAAGUUCCAGUAAAAUAGUUUAAGUAACUGCCUUGCAUUUGUUCAUCCAGGUGGCUGUCAAAAGUUUCAUUUUACAAGUCAUCUAUCUCCCAGAGUCUACUCUCGAGGCUUUUGUGUGGAAUCCUUUGAUUCACUUAAUAUACACACCAGCGACUGACAUCAGAAUAAAUAAACCUUUUUAUGAGGAAUAAAUUUGAAAGAUCAAUUUUCUCCUCAUCAAUACUAGCAUAUGGAUAUUUUUAGUCUCAAUUUGAAAAUGUUUGAGAAAUAUCCGAAAUUUCUGGUUAUCCACACAAACCUUCAUGACGACUAAUAAAGUAGUUCAAUGACUUCAUAUUGAUCGAUAUCCGGUAACUGAAAGUCAGAUGCUGGCGUGAAUGGGAUUAAUGUUUGUGAAUCGGUUAGUGAAUCCAAAUGUCAAGAUUGUUCAUAGUUCUUGACCCAUAAAGUGGUCAGUAUUGAUUUGAACAAAUAUUUACAUAAUCAACGUCAACAUCACCAUCCUAAUCGAAAGUUUAAAAGAAACUCAUUCUUUACAUUUUUUCAUCCAAAAAGUUAGUUUUCAGCUAGUCAAACAUUCAAACGAAGUAAUUAUGUUGCAAAAAAAAAUCAUCGAACUCAUUUCUUCUACUGUUCCCAAUUAUUUCCUUCAUACUCUUUUUUAUCCCUCUUUGUUGUUAUUUUAUAUUGUUGACAAUUUUUUCAACUUAUGUAAGACAUAUUUUGUUGUAUACACAUUUCAACACUGGUAGGAUGCCCUUACAGUAAUCAUGGAAUCAAUUCCAAUAAAGUACAACUAAUCAUCGUAUACAAUAGAUCUUUAAAAAGAGAUAUUUUGAAUAAGUCCUCCAGUACUGAACAAUACAGACCAUUUGUGACUGAAGAAUUCAAUGGGAACUGAUAAUUGUUCACAUUGAAAAAAGUGAAUUACUCGCAGUUCUAGCAGAAAAAAAUCGAAGACUAAUGAGCCUAUUAGGUUGCAACACUACGUAGUCUCACAUUAUACCACUAGCUGACUAAAUCUACAGAAUGUGGGCAGCAAACUUUCUAACCAGUAAAAUAUCCACUCCAUGUUUUCCUCAUAUGUCUUGAAUAUCUUAAUUUCGGUCUUACAACAACCGCUUGUUUAUAUUCUAAGGAGACAUCUGACCAAACCUAAGUGUAAUCCAGCUGAUAUCAACUGGUAGUGGAAAUUCGUUUAGAACUUUUAAAGUCUUAUAAAGUUCGAAAUGUCUUAUUUAUACACUUCAAAUUAUAACUUGGUAUAACUAGCGUUAACCUCUGAAAUAAGUACUUUGUAUUAUCAGUAAAGUUAUUUGAAAGUGUAUACAUGAAUAUCAAACAUGCAUACCAACAAACAAACACCAUAAAUCCGUUCUCUAUUUAGCUGACAGAGGUGUACAAUACGAAUCAAUAACGCUGUCUACAGAUACAGCUCGAUCCUCACUAAUAACUGAUCCUCUAGCAGAACAUGAAAUUUCAUCUAGAUAUGCAAAGUUCAACAGCCAACUCGGAUCAAAAAAGAACAUGCUAUUGCGUAAUGAUUUUAAAAAGCUGCCUGAAAAACCCAUGGAACCAGGCAUGUAUCGAAUGACUGAAAGUCGCAGAUUACGUUUAAACCCUUUAACAAGUUGUCCAGAGGAGAGUCAAUCAAUUGCAUACAGAGGAGAAUCAAUUCUUAAAUCAGGUGGUCUUAGAAAUCAUGAAUUUGAGACACAGGCAUUAAAUUAUAACCGAUACAAUCAUUAUCAUCAUUGUGAUCAGUCCAUUUUCUUAAGUUUGGGUUCCACACAUCGAUUAAAAAAAAAUUUGACUCAUUCAAAUCCAUCAGAUGAUGGAAACUUCUCAAUACCUAAACGUACAAUGAGUCAUACCAAUGUCUAUGGGCCACGAUCCUGGAAUUUACGAUCUUAUCAAGGAUCCGAAUCUGAUCUGGCCUACAAGCGAGAGAUGUCCUCAUCAUCACAUUUGGCACGCUCCGGUUAUUCAGCAAGACGUGAACGUUUAAAACAGGAACGUGAACAGGAGUUAGUACGACAGACGAGACUGAGACAAAUGGCAGCCUCUUCAACUGGAUUACAUGAUCAUCGUCAUUAUCAACAACAAAAUGUUCACAACCAUAAUAAGCAACAUUAUCGUUCAACCUCAGCAGUAAAUAGAUCUAUUGGGAGUACUGAAGCUUUCGAAGAGUUUGAAACAAUCACUUUGCAGCCAAUAGGUAGAGGUGUUCAGGACCUCGAUUCACAUGUUGGAUCAAUGACGACAUUGGCACGAGGAGGUGGUGCUUCAUCUAUGAUUGAAGUUCAUAGGCAUACAGUUCGAACUCCUAGAGUACAUUCGCCGUCUUCUUACCAUUUUAAUCGUGCACACAGUACAACACCAACACGUUAUAGUAGACCUGCUAGAAGAUUAUCUAAUUGUCUUCAUAAACGUCAUUCAGCUUUUGGCGGUUCAGGUGAAACAUAUCCUUCACUCAAAUCUCGUACUCCUGAUCCAGGACGUGAUAUUACGGGCUCUCCUUUAUGGUCAGCAUUACCAAGAAGAUUAAGUACAUCACCACCAGUCACUUGUAAGUCAUGGAAAAGUGAACGAAACGUGACUGCCACACCAUUAGAACCGAUUAGCUAUGAAGAUGUAAUGCCUAACACACAGAUGGCAAAAAUUCAAGUGCUGGAAUCGAAUGACUUACCAGCAAUACUAACUCCAUAUUCUAGACAAUCAAGUGACCCAUAUUCCACAUCUGUCACGAAAAAAGAUGCGAAAAUGUUUGAAUCCCAUUCAGAAAACAUUGCAUGGAACAACCACUUAGAUGGACAUGAAUCGGAAACGGUUAAUCUGAGAAAGGUGGUUUCUUUGAAAAGACCACCUGAACGUUCCAAAUUAUGGGCACUCACGGAAAGCCUAACAACUAUGCGACCAGAAAGUGGUUAUCUACCCACUUCUCCACGUCAGUCAAGUGUUAUUGAUGAAGAUGACGGUAGAAAAGAUGGUGUUAUUCGUGUAUCAAAUUCAGUGGAACCUGGAAAGACUGUGUUCACAUCUGAAAUAAAUGGUCUAAGUCACGUUGAUGAUCAUCAUCAUGCUCGUGCAGGUUCACGCGCAAGCUUAGCACGUCAACCGUUUGCUUCAACUCAAUGUCUGAAUCGGCAAAACUUGAAUCAUGAAGGUGAACAUACAAUUUCUAUCAAUCGUAUUCAACCAGUAUCAAGUACACCAGUUCAAAGUCAACCAGGUAGUCGCCUUGGCACACCAGCUGCGUUUACUGAUCACGUUUCUGGAGUAAACAAUCAACAAACAGUUAUUGGACCGACAAAAGUUAUCAGUAACCUAAAUGUGAUAACCACUACAAAAAGGAUGUCCGAAAGCACAGAAGUUCCUACGCAAAAUGGAUGGAAAUCGGAGAAGACGAAACUAGACGUGGUGGAAAGUAGUAAUAUGGCCCAUGUGAAUGCAACGGCACGAGUAUGGUACAGACCAAAAUUAUCGAGAGAAGAAGCUAUCAGUAUUUUACGCCAACAAGUCCCGGGGAGUUUUCUCAUCCGAGAUAGCACAACGUAUAAGGAUGCAUUUGGUCUAGCCGUUAAAGUUGCUACUCUUCCACCGAAAGUUACACCAAAAUCUGAUGAUCUUCAGUCUGAAUUGGUUCGGCAUUAUCUAAUUGAGGCAGUGAAUACCCCAACUAAAGGUGUACGUCUAAAGGGUUUUGCCAGUGAGCCAGUAUUUCCAAGUCUAGCUGCCCUUAUCAAUCGACAUACACAAGAUGCUCUAGCACUACCAUGUCGUCUAAUCCUUCCAGCCAUUCCAACUACACCCUUACCUCAAGGAUAUAAACCUCCACCGCAGAUUGUGACCGGUAUCCCAUCGAGUAAUGCAGAUAUACCGAUAAGUAAUCAUGUUUCACGGACUGACAAUGAAUAUAGUUUAAAAGUAGACAGUGCUACUGGACCAGUUUCAGAAAUAGGUUCAGUUUUAAUGGACAAUACUGAAAUAGACUGUACGAAAUCAAUUAUAGAAACCUCUACAGUUGGCAUAGAAGGUCUACCAUUUGAGUGUGUAGUAAAAGAUGAUCAAAACAAACAAAUGGUGUCACCAAGUUUACUCAACCAAGGAAUGACCUAUCGGUGUUUCAUGUUAGGAUCAGUUGAUACGCCUCAGUGGAAUAAUGAACUUUGUUUCUCAAGAGCAGUAGAUCAGUUGAUUCCAUUGGAAACAUUAACAGCAUCUGAAUGUGACCAUGGUAUUAGUCGUGUUCGAUAUUCAGAUAUUCAAUUGCAUGUUAGUGCACAUGAUGGUAUCACGAUUAUUGAUCUGUUAAGACGUCUAUUUCUUCGACGACACCUUCCUAACAAUGUAUUAUUACAUUGUGGAGUAGAAUCUCGAAAGAAGGAAUUUAUUCACCCUGAACAUCAGAAUCUUGGCAUACGUAAUCCAAAAAUCUUUGGAUUAGUUGUUCGCAAAGGAAUCAGUGAAUGUACAUGUCAUAUAUUUUCAGAAUGUGAUCCAGUUCAUUCAGCUGAAUCUAUUGUCAAGUAUAUACGAAGUACUUAUCCUCAUUUGAAGCCCUAAAUUGAAACAGAACUAAUGAAUAGACAAAUAUUAUCAUCAUUAUUACUAUUACUACCUAUCUGUUUAUCCUAUUUAUGAAAAUAUUAUCAUGAUAAAUAAGUCAAUGAAAAAAUAUCAUAUAUCUGUCUUCUUUCCUUCUUAUUGAAAAUUAUUCCUUCAAUCCCCCAAAACCUUUUCAUUGUCAUCAUCUUCAUCAUUGUUACUUCAUUAUAGCAUCAUGAAUCGGUUGUUCAAUAGAGAAAUGGAUGCAUGCACUUAAACUGUUUACCUUUAAUCGUUUAAGUUCUGUAUUCUCAAUGAUCUAUUGAAAAUUAUUCGAAAAAAACAGUUAACUUUUUCUACUACACUGAAGAAGGAUACUAAGAUGCAAAACUUAAUUGCGUUGUGUAUGCAAUAUUGUGUCAAAUUUAUUCCAUCUUUAUACAAUUGUUGUUUUUUGUAGUUCGCUUACUCAUAUGCCUUUUUUUCGUUUUCAAGUUUACUUACAUACUACGCAAUUAAGUUUCCUUUUUCUUUAUCAAGAGUUUUAUUGUUGCUGUUAUUGUCAUUGUUUUGACUUUCUGCUUUUCAAAAGUCCAACACCUUUCACACUUUAUUGUUUCAACAGUUUUAAUGGUUAAGAGAGAUUUAAUGUUUCGAAUUUAUCAUGAUCAGCAAAAAAGUCAACUAGAAAUUUAUUUAUCUGACUUGAAUUUGAUUGAUUAAUACAUUGUCUUUUACUAUAUUUGACGUAUCUACCGAUGAUAUACCGCUGGUAUUGUUUUAGUUGAUGAUUGUUUUUAGUGUUGUUACUGUCCACUUCACUUUGCCUUUUUAUCUAAGCAAUUUCAUUGGUGCGUUUCUGUUGUUGUGCAAUUGACGCUACUAUUAAGAAAAAUAUAUACUUAUUUACUCGUGUGGAUAUGAACGUUUUUUAUUCAAUCUUUUAUUCAAUAAUACCGAAAACUCUACAACAAUAUUCAAAAUAUCAUGUAUUCUAAAGUAUUUUGUCUGCAAGGAUUUGGUGGUGCAUAGCCAGAGUAGAUUUUUUCUAUAUGUCUCUUUCUGUUGUAUCCGACAGUAAAUUAGAAACUCCUUAAACUUGAGAAUUUAUGUGAAUCUAUGUACGUAUUUAUUAUGUGUAUGAAUGAAUAAAUGUAGGACUACAACUCAGCCUACAAUUUUUUUCUAUUUCCCGUGUUACUAAUAAGUAGUAUGAUUGUUUUAGAUAAAAGUAUGCUGAUAAAUUCAAUUAGAGCUGGUUGUUAGUUUAUAUGUUCCCAUGGAUAAAUUAAUGUGUAAAUUCAUCCCGGAUUAUCAGGUAAAUUGUUUAAAUAACUUCAAUAAAGGAAAAUUAACUUCUGUGGUCU
Heterobilharzia americana is the source of this 7593-nucleotide messenger RNA. NCBI's taxonomy places the organism in Eukaryota, Metazoa, Platyhelminthes, Trematoda, Strigeidida, Schistosomatidae. The record is from the annotation of a GenBank genome assembly.